AGAGAAACAUCAAUGUGAAAGAAAAACUGGUAGCUCACCCAUUCCUGGCACCUCUGACACUUCUGCCCAUUUCCUGUCCUCGCAGGUUCGGGGCGCCCGCCCCCCACUAGGCCAAGUGAAGGGGGUGUCCCCGCCUAAUGGGCCUGGCCGAGGCCCUGCGCCGCCUGAGCGGCGCCCUGGAGUCGGGGGCCAGCGGGGCGGGCGAUGAGGAGGCCGGGCCUGCGCUGUGCGACGGCCACUGCAACGUGCGCUUCGUGAACCUGGGGGGCCAGGGCGCGCGCUACCUGAGCGACCUGUUCACCACGUGCGUGGACGUGCGCUGGCGCUGGAUGUGCCUGCUCUUCUCCUGCUCCUUCCUCGCCUCCUGGCUGCUCUUCGGCCUGGCGUUCUGGCUCAUCGCCUCGCUGCACGGCGACCUGGCCGCNCCGCCGCCCGCCGCGCCCUGCUUCUCGCACGUGGCCAGCUUCCUGGCCGCCUUCCUGUUCGCGCUGGAGACGCAGACGUCCAUCGGCUACGGCGUGCGCAGCGUCACGGAGGAGUGCCCGGCCGCCGUGGCCGCCGUGGUGCUGCAGUGCAUCGCCGGCUGCGUGCUCGACGCCUUCGUCGUGGGCGCCGUCAUGGCCAAGAUGGCCAAGCCCAAGAAGCGCAACGAGACGCUCAUCUUCAGCGAGAACGCCGUCGUGGCGCUGCGCGACCGCCGCCUCUGCCUCAUGUGGCGCGUGGGAAACCUGCGCCGCAGCCACCUGGUCGAGGCCCACGUGCGGGCGCAGCUGUUGCAGCCUCGUGUGACUCCGGAAGGUGAGUACAUACCACUGGACCACCAGGAUGUGGACGUGGGCUUUGACAGUGGCACUGAUCGCAUCUUCCUUGUGUCUCCCAUCACCAUCGUGCACGAGAUUGACUCCUCCAGUCCACUCUAUGAACUAGGACGUGCCGAGCUGGCCCAGGCCGACUUUGAGCUAGUGGUCAUUCUGGAGGGCAUGGUUGAGGCCACGGCUAUGACCACACAGUGUCGCUCUUCCUAUCUCCCUGGUGAGCUGCUCUGGGGCCAUCGUUUUGAGCCAGUCCUCUUCCAGCGUGGCUCCCAGUAUGAGGUCGACUAUCGCCACUUCCAUCGCACUUAUGAGGUCCCAGGGACACCAGUCUGCAGCGCCAAGGAGCUGGAUGAACGGGCACAGCAGGAUUCCCACAGCCCCAAGUCUAGCUUCCCUGGCUCUCUGACUGCAUUUUGUUAUGAGAAUGAACUUGCUCUGAGCUUCUGUCAGGAGGAAGAGGAAGCCAAGGAGGGGGAGGAGGAGGAGGCAGAAGAUGGGGCCACCAGCCCCCGAAUACUCACACCAACCCUGGCGCUGACCUUGCCCCCAUGAUGCCAGCUGGUGUCCCCCAUGUGCAUCCCCUUCCCAGAGGCAGCAAGAUGGAAAGAUCGGGCCCUCUCCUGGGAUGGAGCCAAGUGUUCCCCAAGACCAACAGGCCUGCUGGAUACAUUAUUAGCUGGUGAAGUUCUGCCAUGCCUAUGGACCCACCAUGGACAUACUGGAUUUUAAUUCCUCUGCAUUGCGUGCUCCCUCCUGAGACCCCUUUAUCAGCCUGAUUCCUGAGUCUCACCAGAGCUAAGAGAUUCAGGAUUCUGGACCACCCAAGAGGCAAGGGCAGGUGGUUCUAGAUUCUUCAUGGGGCUGGCUUGGGUUGUUGAGCAGGGUCAGGAAUCAAUGGUAUAGACUGCCUCUGGGGGAGGAAGUCAGCAGCUCUCAAGCAGCAAGAGAGGUCAAGAGUUUAUAGGUCUGGAUUGAUCUAAGAUUCAAGGGACUGUUGUUUCUUUACUCAGCCAACCAAGUAGCAAGUCAUUUUUUCUAGAGCACCUAAGGAGGGAAAGUUAUGGAAUGCCCUAAAAAUUCAGUACUCUCUUGAUUAACCAAAGACAAGGAAUGUUGAUUGCAAGUCAAGAAAAGACCUGUGGUUCCAGAAAGCCCAUGUUUUGAGAUUCUGUGAAUCUAGAUUCACCACAGAGACAAGUACUGAUGGUUCUUGAAUGGAUUUCACCUAGAUGGCAGAACUACUCCAGAACCCAACGAGUUGCGUUUCUAGAAUGCACAAAACAAUGGAGACUCUGGGUAUAAAAGGACUAAAGUGACAGAUUGGGAGUUCUUGAUAUUAAAUAACUCCAGGCCACUGGCUGUAGAACAUCGAAGCAAGGGGAUAAUCAGUGCUUCUAAAUGAUCCACAGGUUGUUUUUUAAGUGCCAUUCUAGAAUGUCCAAAGGAAUCAAGAUUCUGUGGCUCUAGAUUGAUCACAGAGUCAAGGAAGGAGUGUUGAUUCUAGAUGACUUCCUUGUGGUUCUGUAAUGCCAAAAGGAACCAAGGCUUCAGGGAUCAAGAGUUGCCCAUUAUCAAAGCCUGGAAGUUCUAAGCUCCUAGAAUGUGGCAGUUCUAGGAGGUGGACUCAGGAUUUGAUAGGCAGCAUUUCUGGGCUGACCUAGAAGGUGGACCCAGAUAAGACCCUGCGAAUAACAGGGCUAGUUAUUGGCCAAGGGAAGUAGAGGCCCAAGGCGGGUGAGUCUGCAAUGCUCUGGAAUCCUACACCUAGUGAUGUCUAUCUAUUUCUUAAAGAUGUUAUACAUAUGUGUAUUAUAUAUCAUAUAAAUA
This is a messenger RNA of Miniopterus natalensis, 2642 nucleotides long. NCBI's taxonomy places the organism in Eukaryota, Metazoa, Chordata, Mammalia, Chiroptera, Miniopteridae. The record is from RefSeq and is a predicted model, not a curated record.